Molecule: messenger RNA, 531 nt
Organism: Haliotis rubra (blacklip abalone)
Lineage: Eukaryota; Metazoa; Mollusca; Gastropoda; Lepetellida; Haliotidae
Exons: 5
Coding region: 1-531 (176 amino acids)
Source: RefSeq, a predicted model, not a curated record
AUGUCGAAGAACUGCACCAUCAGUGGAAAGCGGGAGUCCGACCUUCCAUCAGUACCAUCAGGACAGGCAGAAUCAUCUGGCAUGGUGUGUACCCCCAGGAUCAUCUGGCAUGGUGUGUACCCCCAGGAUCAUCUGGCAUGGUGUGUACCCCCAGGAUCAUCUGGCAUGGUGUGUACCCCCAGGAUCAUCUGGCAUGGUGUGUACCCCCAGGAUCAUCUGGCAUGGUGUGUACCCCCAGGAUCAUCUGGCAUGGUGUGUACCCCCAGAAUCAUCUGGCAUGGUGUGUACCCCCAGGAUCAUCUGGCAUGGUGUGUACCCCCAGGAUCAUCUGGCAUGGUGUGUACCCCCAGGAUCAUCUGGCAUGGUGUGUACCCCCAGCUUACUGGCCCCUCAGGACAUGAGUCACAGGGGAUCAUAGACAUAUCUCUUGAACCUGAGGAUGACCUUGAUGGAUGCUGGAAUAUCCUCUACACUGCCCUCUGUGCACCUCUUCUUGGUGUGGGAGUACUUCUCAUAUACGUCUUCACUUAA